Messenger RNA from Gossypium arboreum, 597 nucleotides. RefSeq lists its product as uncharacterized. The transcript has a single exon. The record is from RefSeq and is a predicted model, not a curated record. Lineage: Eukaryota; Viridiplantae; Streptophyta; Magnoliopsida; Malvales; Malvaceae. Bases 1 to 597 code for a protein of 198 amino acids.
AUGGCACCUUACGAAGCACUAUAUGGUCAUAGGUGUCGCACUCUUUCAUGUUGGACUGAGUUGGGUGAGCAGCGUGUUCUGGGUCCUGAACUAGUAUUUGAUAGCAAUGAUAAGGUCAGAUUAGUUCGGGAUCGAUUGAAGGUAGUAUCAAACAGACAGAAGUCGUAUGCGGAUCUAAAAUGUAAGGAAAUUGAGUAUUCUAGGAGAUUUAUCUUUCUAAAGGUCUCACCAUGGAAGAAGGUGCUGAGAUUUGGGCAUAAGGGCAAGUUGAGCCCAAGGUUUAUUGGGCCUUACCGCAUAUUGAGACGGUUAGGACCAGUUGCCUACCAGUUAGAGCUUCUUCUGGAAUUAGAGCGGAUUCAUGAUGUGUUUCAUGUCUCUAUGUUGGGACACUACUGUUCUGAACCUACACAUGUUGUACCGGUUGAGGAGAUUGAAGUUAGACCAAAUCUGACUUUUAAGGAGGAACCAGUUCAGAUAUUGGAUCGAGAUGUGAAAGUAUUGAGAAGGAAGUCUAUUCCACUGGUUAAGGUCUUGUGGAGUAAUCACAGCUCUAAAGAGGCCACAUGGGAACCCGAGGAGGAGAUGCGACAAUAA